CAUGUGCCUAUAUGCUGUUUUAGGACAUUGUUUUGAGGAACGCAGAUUCCUGGGCCAGCCUGGGCAAGAUGGCGUCUGCCACUCCGUCUAUGAUCAAGUCUUCGAGCGAGAGCUUUCAGCAGUUCAGGAAGGCUGCUAUGGAGAAGGAGGAACGAGAGAGAGCUCUGCGCAGGCUGCAGGUGGAGCAGGCUGGGAGAGAGAAGAAGCCUGUCCCUGAGCAGCCAAGGGACGCGGACAGGGAGGCGGCCGUUGAGAGGGUCGGGACCCCGCCAGGCCCCGAGGCGCCGAAGCAGGAGGCGCCCCUGUCCUCUGUGGACCAGGAGAGAGAGAGGGCUCGGAGAAGAGAGCAGGAGCGAAGGAGGAGGGAGGCUAUGUCCGGCAUCAUUGACAUGACUCUGCAGAGCGACAUCAUGGCGACGUUUGAGAAGAACCUUUAUUGAAGGUGGGGGCUGACGGGGCCCCUGCUCCCCGGGGUUCGAAACGGGCGCACUGCACGCCGCUGCGGGUUUGUCUCCGAGCAGCCCCUGCUCACCGAAGGAAACGGGUCAUUAGACGCUUGCUGCGUCACUUCAUCGUCCGGUUCUAGUUCCCUUGUAUUAUAGUGUACAGUGUAAUAUAACUGUGAUUGUGUGCACAGAAACCGAAAAGGACCACAAUUUCAUUAUCUGACUUUGCCUUUUUUUUUUUGUGGAGGUGAUAUUCGGUUGCUCUCCAAUACUUGCACUGAUGUUCUGUUAGCGAGUUUAUAAGCAGCCAUAAUGGAGUGACCAGCAAACGAAAAGGUUUUGAUGGGGUUUAAAACACAGUAGCUGGGAGAUGAUUCCCCCCCCUUCCUUGUCAUGCAAUGUCUUGUUUAUUCUUAAGUCUUUUAUUUAGAACAAUUAAGGAUUUUAGAGCCAGGAUUGCAUACCUUACAUCAAUUUACAUUCCACUUUUUUCCCUUAAUUGCUGUAUAACUUCCAGUUUUUGUAUUGGUCGUAAUGACAUGUCAAAAGUAUAAUAGUGUUAAAUAUUUGUAUAUAAUUUAAAACCAUUUUUCCUCAUCCUUUCUCUGUUUCAACACUGCUUAUGCAGUGUCUGAAAUGUGGAAGAAGUCUGUGUUUAGCUGUUCUUAAACUUGAAUGACUGCUAAUCAACAGAUUUGCUUACUAUAUAUAUUUAAGUGAAGGAAUGUCCUCUGCGAUAUUGUUUGCUGUAACACCAGAUUAAAUAUUAAAGUAGUAAUGUUUUGUCCUACAAUAAUCCUUAAAAUUUGGUACCUGGAAGUGUUUAAUUUAUUCACAUUAAAUAUUUUGCCAAAUGUUGGUCUUGAUACUCGGGAGUCUAUUUUAAAGGCUUCUAUCUUCUUUCUCGGCCUGAGUUUCUUCAUGAAAGUUUAAGGCCAUAAACUGAUCUGCUUACUCGUAUCAGUUUAGGUGGUGUGUGCCAGAGUACGUAUCGCUCAGAUCUCUAAAUUCAGAAAGAUAUUAGAUACUUAACAUACUGUUUGUCCUAUUAUCUUCUGCAUUUGUUAUGGUAUAGAAACUUGAAGAUGUGAAGCUUGAUAUGUUUGACCUGUUAUUCAGGGUAAUAUGCUUCUUACUUCUGUUGUACUGCUACCACAAUAAUACUUCUGUAAACAUCAAGACAUGAGAGAGCAUGACUAGACUAUAUGAAGAACUAAUAUAAUUUUGAAGAAAAAUCACAGUAUAUGGAGAAGUCCAUUAAAAUAUUUUCAGUAAA
Messenger RNA from Lepisosteus oculatus (spotted gar), 1722 nucleotides. The record is from RefSeq and is a predicted model, not a curated record. NCBI's taxonomy places the organism in Eukaryota, Metazoa, Chordata, Actinopteri, Semionotiformes, Lepisosteidae.